Messenger RNA from Alosa sapidissima (American shad), 789 nucleotides. RefSeq names its product protocadherin gamma-B4-like. The record is from RefSeq and is a predicted model, not a curated record. The transcript has 10 exons. Bases 1 to 789 code for a protein of 262 amino acids. Gene Ontology annotation, molecular function: calcium ion binding. Gene Ontology annotation, biological process: homophilic cell-cell adhesion. Gene Ontology annotation, cellular component: plasma membrane. NCBI's taxonomy places the organism in Eukaryota, Metazoa, Chordata, Actinopteri, Clupeiformes, Clupeidae.
AUGGCCCAUGAAACGUCUAUAGACUGUGAAACUCCACAGCCAAUUAAUCUGCCAACCAGGAAUGAGGAAUACCAAGCCCAACACACAUCUCGAUGGCUCUAUCACGCCAUCACAUGUAAAAGUAGUGGGAUCAGAAACAAUCCAACACUUCUACUACAUGACGUCAAUGAUAAUGCACCAGUGUUUGAGGAAGACAAGUACAUAGUGAAUGUAUCGGAGGAGAAGCCAGUUAACACCUUGGUGACUCAAGUCAAAGCAUUCGAUGCAAAUGUUUCUUCACACUAUAACACUUUCAAGUACAGUAUUGAGCAAAUUCUGAGACAUAUUUCACUUGAACAGUUGGACUACACUGUGUCAAAACAGUACAAUUUAACAGUGAAAGCCAAGGAUACUUUUGGCAAAAUAGGAGAAACUACUGUAGUAAUUAAGGUGUGGGAAACCCCAGGACUUCAUUUUGAACAUGACCUUCACAAUGCCAUGAUACCUGAGAAUGAGGUUGGCCGAUUUCAAUCGAUUCAUCCAGCCCCAAUAAAGGCCUUUGAUGGGGAUCAAGAGAUCAUUUACAGCAUCAGUAAAGAAUCUCCAGAAGAGUUUUGGGGAAACUUUGCCAUUGAGAAGGAAACUGAAGUUAUCAACGUUAAAAAGGAACUGAAAAGAGAGAAAGCAUCCUUGAUAAACAUGGCCAUAAUGGCUUCACUAAAGAAUGACAGCAUGAAGACAGCAGUUGCCACUGUAAGAGUCCAAGACUACUGCAUGCUACACACUGACACUGCUUUGAUACUUACAUGA